Molecule: messenger RNA, 1970 nt
Organism: Pogona vitticeps (central bearded dragon)
Lineage: Eukaryota; Metazoa; Chordata; Lepidosauria; Squamata; Agamidae
Gene: PEPD
Product: peptidase D
Molecular function (GO): metalloaminopeptidase activity; manganese ion binding
Source: RefSeq, a predicted model, not a curated record
CGCCUUGGGGGGGUCACAUGACCGAUUCGGCCCGGCGAGGCAACAUGGCUGCGUCCGAGGGGCCGUCCUUCUGGCUGGGGAAGGAAACCUUGCAAGUCCCAGCAGCGCUUUUUGCCCAGAACAGAUCUCGCUUGUGCGAUCGUCUGAGAGCAAACAAGGAGAUACCAAAGAAGUCGAUCAUCCUCCUGCAGGGCGGGGAGCAAACGAACAGAUACUGCACAGAUACGGGCAUUAUCUUUCGCCAGGAAUCGUACUUCCACUGGACGUUCGGAGUAACGGAGGCAGACUGCUAUGGCGCCGUGGAGGUUGACAGUGGGAACGCCAUCCUUUUUAUCCCCCGGCUUCCAGAAAGCUAUGCCGUUUGGAUGGGAAAGAUCCACCCCCCUGAAUACUUCAAGCAGAAGUAUGCCGUCAACGAAGUGCAUUAUACCGAUGAGCUCUCCCAGGUUCUGGCUUCCAAGGACCCUUCUCUGCUUCUGACUCUGCGGGGAGUUAAUACCGACAGUGGAAGCGUGACCCGGGAGGCGUCCUUUGAAGGCAUCAGCCAGUUCACAGUAAACAACACGAUUCUGCACCCAGAGAUUGCCGAAUGCCGUGUGAUUAAGACGGACAUGGAGCUGGAAGUUCUUCGCUACACCAAUAAAAUUUCCAGCGAAGCUCAUAAAGAGGUGAUGAAGGCUGUAAAACCUGGCAUGAAGGAAUAUGAGCUCGAAAGCCUUUUCCAGCACUAUUGCUAUACACGUGGAGGAAUGCGCCACACUUCCUACACAUGCAUCUGUGGCAGUGGACACAAUAGCUCAGUUUUACACUAUGGACAUGCUGGAGCACCAAAUGAAAAGACCAUUGAAGACGGAGACUUAUGCUUAUUCGACAUGGGAGGGGAAUAUUACUGCUAUGGCUCAGACAUCACCUGCACCUUUCCAGCCAACGGAAAGUUCACUCCUGACCAGAGGGCCAUCUACGAGGCAGUGCUGAAGUCAUCCCGGGCUGUUCUGAAGGCGGUCAAACCAGGAGUCGCUUGGCCUGACAUGCACCGUCUGGCAGACCGAGUCCAUCUGGAAGAGCUCACAAAAAUUGGCAUCCUCCAAGGCAACAUUGAAGACAUGGUGAAGGUUCAUCUGGGAGCUGUGUUCAUGCCUCAUGGGCUUGGCCACCUCCUUGGCAUUGACGUGCAUGACGUCGGAGGCUACCCAGAGGGUGUGGAACGCAUUGAUCUGCCAGGACUUCGGAGUCUUCGAACUGCCCGUGUCCUUGUCCCAGGCAUGGUAUUGACGGUUGAACCUGGCAUCUACUUCAUUGACCACCUCUUGGACCAGGCCCUGGCUGAUCCUGCCCAGGCCUGCUUCCUCAAUAAUGAAGUCCUGGCACGCUUCCGAGGUUUUGGUGGGGUGCGGAUUGAAGAUGACAUUGCCGUGACGGCCACAGGAAUGGAGCUGCUGACCUGUGUUCCGCGCACCACAGACGAAAUCGAAGCAUUCAUGGGAGAAGCCCAGAGCAGCAGCAAAUCUUUUGCUUCAGUCUCUAGCCAAUGCUUGUAAGAGUGAAGAGAGUGGCUUUGCUCUCAUGAGCACUGCAGCGCUGAAGGACAACAUGCAGUCCUGCAAAUGCUCCCUUACAGUUAAGGCACUGCUCUAUUGCAAAGAAAAGAAAAGGCUUUGUGGCUUUCACUAUAUUUUUUAAUACUACAGUGGGCCAUGUAAAACGUUUUGACUCAAAAAACUAAUUAUGUUCUUGCUGCUUUCUAAGGAGUCAUGUUGCUGAAAAGAAUCUGUUUGACUGAUGAUGGUUAUAAAUCACUGCCUGGAAAGCUCUAUUGUUAACCAAAUAUAUUAAAAUAGGAAUAUAUAUAAUCUUUGAAUACAUAAUUACCAACACAAAGAGCAGAAUUGCUGCCUUAGAUCAAAUCUGAUGGAACUAUUUUAGCUGGACAAACAAAUAAAAUCACUGCCUUUAAGAGCAUGUCUUCCACA